This is a messenger RNA of Fragaria vesca subsp. vesca, 1798 nucleotides long. RefSeq names its product PCI domain-containing protein 2-like. The record is from RefSeq and is a predicted model, not a curated record. Gene Ontology annotation, molecular function: double-stranded DNA binding; RNA binding. Gene Ontology annotation, biological process: poly(A)+ mRNA export from nucleus; post-transcriptional tethering of RNA polymerase II gene DNA at nuclear periphery; transcription elongation by RNA polymerase II. Gene Ontology annotation, cellular component: transcription export complex 2. NCBI's taxonomy places the organism in Eukaryota, Viridiplantae, Streptophyta, Magnoliopsida, Rosales, Rosaceae. The transcript has 13 exons. Bases 41 to 1282 code for a protein of 413 amino acids.
UUGGUCUGAGCUGAGAAAGAGAGAGAGAGAGAGAGAGGCGAUGGCGUACUUGAGCAUGGGAGAGGCGCACCGAAGAAUCAACGACUACCUGAACCGCUUCUGCGACGCCGUUUCGAACCAGGACGGCGAUUUACUCAAGCGCCUUCUUUCCCUCUCCUCCAACAACCCCUCCAUCCUCUCCCUCGCCGACGCCCUCAACGUCUUCCAGGACGCGAAUAGAUUGAUCAAGCAGAACGACGACUACGCUCAGUUCGGUGAAAUUCUGGUCAAUCUGUUCCGUGCUUUCCAGAGCUUCCGAGUCGGAGGCUUCGUCGAUUCGUACCAAGCUUAUGAGAAAGCUGCAAAUGCUUUUAUUCAGGAGUUUCGGAACUGGGACUCGGCUUGGGCCUUGCAGGCAUUGUAUGUGAUGCUUUAUGAGAUCAGGGUUCUAGCUGAGAAGGCUGAUAAGGAAUUGGCGGCGAAUGGGAAGUCCCCUGAGAAGUUGAAAGGAGCUGGCUCUUUCCUAAUGAAAGUGUUUGGGACUCUUGUUGGAAAAGGACCAAAACGUUUAGGAGCAUUGUACGUGACUUGCCAGUUGUUUAAAAUUUACUUUAAGCUUGGUACAGUUCACCUUUGUCGCAGUGUGAUAAGGAGUAUUGAAACCGCACGUGUAUUUGAUUUUGAGGAAUUCCCUACGAGAGAUAAGGUUACCUACAUGUAUUAUACUGGCCGUCUAGAGGUUUUCAAUGAAAAUUUCCCUGCUGCUGAUGAUAAAUUGUCCUAUGCCUUGAAGCAUUGCAACCCUCUCAGAGAAGCAAAUAUAAGGAUGGUAUUGAAAUAUUUGAUUCCUGUCAAGCUUUCAAUUGGCAUCAUACCAAAUGAUUGGCUCCUGCAAAAGUAUAACUUGGUGGAGUAUAGGAAUGUUGUGCAAGCUCUAAGAAGAGGUGACCUCAGACUUCUUCGGCAUGCUCUUCAAGAGCAUGAAGACAGGUUCUUGAGAUCUGGUGUAUAUCUUGUCCUAGAGAAGCUGGAACUUCAGGUCUAUCAGAGAUUAUUGAAAAAAAUUUACAUUAUCCAAAAGCAAAAGGAUCCAAGCAAAGCUCACCAGCUGAAGUUAGAAGUGAUUGUCAAAGCAUUGAAAUGGCUUGAAAUGGACAUUGAUGUGGAUGAGGUGGAGUGCAUAGUGGCAAUACUAAUAUACAAAAGUCUGGUUAAGGGAUACUUUGCACACAAGAGUAAAGUUGUGGUUUUAAGCAAGCAAGAUCCUUUCCCCAAGUUAAAUGGAAAACCUGUCAAUUCAUAGAGAAAAUUGACGAGAGGAGUUUUGAUUGUGGCAUGGUAUGCAAAUUGAGAAGUUUCAGAUUAUGGACGUGCUUCAUUAUACAAGAUCAACCUUUGCCACAGGGAAUUGUUUCUACUUUCUACUGCUUUCGUAUCGAACAUGAUGCAGUUUAUUAGUGAUGACAAUACUAGGAGUCCCUUCUUUGGGGAUUGUUCGUAUCGCCCUGUAUCCAGUCACAUAUGAGGUAGCUUUUAAGCUAUGCUGACAAUGCUCGGAGUCUGUUCUUUGCUGUAACUUUAGGGAGUUGGGUUUUUGAAAACUCACGGCAAUAUUAUAGUCAUGGUUCGUUAUUCACUACAAUAUCAGGAAUAUCAACUUUCGACAAGAAGUGAAUGAUGUGACCACUUUUUAUUGGUUUAACCUCCAAGGCACCUGUCCUAGUUCUCUCAAACUUCUCCAUUUUGCAUCCUAGUUUCCUUGGUUGUUCAUUGUUUACGACACGUGUAUCAAUAAAUGGGAUAUAUAUUUACUGUUUCA